UGAUUAAAGGAAAUACAACGGAAUUAAAAUAUAAAAAAUAUUUUCGUGAGUAAGACCUGAAAACCGAAGGGGCUCCAAGUUCGUGGAGAAACAACGCUCGGCCGAGGGAACCGAAAUAGCGAGUCGCCGCCGGUACAGCAUCCGUCUGCUCCCUCCGUCGUCGUUCGUCAUGGCAGUUUUUGGAGUCCAGCUUGUUGUGACAAUGGUCAUGGCCAGUGUCUUGUCAAGAAUAACUCCUCAUUAUUCCUUGGCACGAUUUCUCUUGUGUCGAACUGGUCUAAUGUAUUAUUUACACCCAACGGACGAAGAGCUGAGAAGCCUUGCAGGAAUACCCAAAGACAAAGGAAAGAAGGGAAAAGGAGGAGGCAAAGGUAAUGCAAAGUCAAAUAGUAGUUCAGGAAACUCAGAGGAUGAUGGGACCUUCACAGUACCUCGCAGCCUUGAUUUGAAUCUAGAAAAGUCUCGCAUGGUUCCAGGGGAAGUGAUGCAGCUGAAGUUCUACACUGAAUAUCAGUGGCUUCUUGACUUCUCUCUGUGUGCUGCCCUGGUAUAUGUGGCUACUGAGAUAUUUCUUGCUGUUACUCCACCAAAAGGGGAAGUGAACUUGAGUAUGCUGUGGUGUCUUCUUGCUGUUGGAUUUUCACUAAAGAUUAUGUUCACUCUUUCAAUGUUAUAUUUCCGGGGUGAGGAUUCUGGAGGAGAAAAGGCAAUGGUGGUGCUCUCCUUCUUCACGUACCUACUUAUUGCACUAGGGAUGCUCAUUCUUGAUGAAAAUAAGCUAGAACUGGGGUUGGACAUGGCCUAUUCUUCAUUCAACUCCAGUGCUGCAGCUUUCUUAAAGGCCCAAGGAUUACCUUCAGAUGGUCCAGCAUCCAAGGUCACCUUCAAGAUUAUUUUGGCGAUGCUGUGUGCUUUGAUUGGUGCCUUCUUCACCUUCCCAGGACUUAGACUUGGAAAAAUGCACUGGGAUUCUCUGAGGUAUGUGGUUGAAUCUCACAGUUUUCUGAGAUGUGCAAAGUAUGUGAUUACCCCAUAGGGUAAGAGAGAGAGAGAGAGAGAGAGAAAUGGAUAGAUAUAUAGAGAGAGAGAGAGAGGAAGGGAUACAGAGAGCGAGAGAGAAAGGGACAGAGAGAGCGAGAGAGAGAAAAGGACAGAGAGAGCGACAAAGAAAGGGACAGAGUGAACAAGAGAGAAAGGGACAGAGAGAGCGAGAGAGGAAGGGACAGAGAGAGCGAUAGAGGAAGGGACAGAGAGAGCGAGAGAGGAAGGGACAGAGAGAGUGAGAGAGGAAGGGACAAAGAGAGCGAGAGACAAAGGGACAGAGAGAGUGAGAGAGGAAGGGACAGAGAGAGCGAGAGAGGAAGGGACAGAGAGAGGGACAGAGAGAGCGAGAGAGAAAAGGACAGAGAGAGCGAGAGAGGAAGGGACAGAGAGAGCGAGAGAGGAAGGGACAGAGAGAGCGAGAGAGAAAAGGACAGAGAGAGCAAGAGAGGAAGGGAAAGAGAGAGCGAGAAAGGAAGGGACAGAGAGAGCGAGAGAGGAAGGGACAGAGAGAGCGAGAGAGGAAGGGACAGAGAGAGGGACAGAGAGAGCGAGAGAGAAAAUGACAGAGAGAGCGAGAGAGGAAGGGAAAGAGAGAGCGAGAGAGGAAGGGAAAGAGAGAGCGAGAGAGGAAGGGACAGAGAGAGCGAGAGAGGAAGCGACAGAGAGAGCGAGAGAGGAAGGGACAGAGAGAG
Molecule: messenger RNA, 1736 nt
Organism: Penaeus indicus
Lineage: Eukaryota; Metazoa; Arthropoda; Malacostraca; Decapoda; Penaeidae
Gene: emei
Product: transmembrane protein 161B-like
Exons: 6
Coding region: 170-1036 (288 amino acids)
Source: RefSeq, a predicted model, not a curated record